Ochlerotatus camptorhynchus is the source of this 5057-nucleotide messenger RNA. RefSeq names its product guanylate cyclase soluble subunit beta-1-like. The record is from RefSeq and is a predicted model, not a curated record. The transcript has 12 exons. Gene Ontology annotation, molecular function: guanylate cyclase activity; heme binding. The coding region runs from base 1857 to 4133 and encodes 758 amino acids. Gene Ontology annotation, cellular component: guanylate cyclase complex, soluble. NCBI's taxonomy places the organism in Eukaryota, Metazoa, Arthropoda, Insecta, Diptera, Culicidae. Gene Ontology annotation, biological process: cGMP biosynthetic process; response to oxygen levels.
ACGGAAGUAAAACCGCGAACGAUAUCCAGUGUUGCGCCAACAGACCAAACCACCCACAACCCCCUCUUCUGUAAUUGUGUGCAAUUGGAACAGUUGAGUGGCAGGAAAAAAAGGAAUAACACAUUCUCCGGGAUCCUAUUCCCCACUGCUCCGCGUGUAGUUGGAUACGAACGGUUGGUGGAAGGUGCGAAUGAGAAUGGGCUCCUCCUGCUGCCCCCAAUGGUAGUGAUCUCGAACCCUUUUCCAAUCACGGCCGCCACCGAUUUCCUAGCGGUCGCAGUCGUAGUCGUUCUGUCCCGGAAGGAUGUGUGCGGUGGAUGUGAACUCGCCGUUUUUUUUCCUCCCUCCCCCGAUGAUAAUGUAGUUUGAUAAAAAAAGCGAGGAGCAUUUAGGAGGAAAUAACAGUGUGAGAGAGGAUGGACAUUCCCACAUAAAAACAGCGUGAUAAACGGCGCGAGCAGAUACGGUCAGCUGCAUAUGGGAAGACAGUGAAUCGAAAAGGCAAAAGCCACUCCUCCCAUUUGGUCGAGGGGGUAGAAAUAUUAAACUCCGUUCUAGUGUGUGAACCGGGAUCGUUCUUCAGUGCUAUUUAAGAAGCUCCAGUUCUGGUACGGGCGGGCGGCGGGAGCUAAAAGGAUAACAACUUGUUCCCGAGGCGACCAGGAGUGGGGUGUUCUUAGGAGAACGAAAGUGAUGCUGUGACGAGAUUGAAUUAAGAAGAUGAUAAAUUUAUGAAACGGGUAGGAAGCAAAGCUGAAGGCCCAAACGUAUGUGUCAUGGAGCAUUAGGCGUGACGUGGAGCAGCAGAAGUAGGAUUCAUUCGGAUGUUGACGGGGAAGAAAAAAGGCCAGUCUCCGUGUGCUCGGGAAGGGGAUUAGUGAUGUGAUGUACGUGUAGAAUCGGGCAAUCGUAUAAGUCGGAUGAUUCCUAGCUCCUAGGGAAGUUGGCAACGUGCCCCGUGAGCAAACGCCAAUAAUUACGUGACAGCGGAGGCGACGACGGCGACGACGACGACGACGACGGUUACCUUUCUGCAAAGUCAGUGGCUAGUGUAAUCGUCCUGCAGCCUGCCAAAACGCAAAAACCCAACAGUGUAAACGCAUACAAACAGUGAUUAAAACAUGUGUCCAACCAGCAGUGAGUGCUUCGCUCCACGUACGAUCAAAGGCGCAUAAUUCAGACCGAACUGGAAAAGGCAGCAGUCCCCAGUCAGCAGUGCACCAAAUCCCUUGGACCGGUCCCAAGCAGGCACGGAGCCACAACUGCUGCAGCAGGGUAAAAUGAUAUUGAAAGAAAAAUACACGCCAUAGCAGGCCCCUGUGGCAACAGUUGAAGCACAUAGGACAUAGGAGCCCCAGCCCAGCAAGCAAGAGACAACCAGUCGGGACAGACCACUAAUGACGACGACGACGACGACGACGACUAGUAGGUACUUGCACGAUGCGAUGGCCCCGAUGAUGGAUCGAUUGUAUUAGUGUGCGGUUUUGCUGCAACCCCACCACCCACAAACGGAAAUAACUUACACACCCGGUUACUGGGUGUCUCGUAGAAAAGCCAAAGUGCGAAAAGUUGCAGCUUGUUGCUCCUGGGCAGAACUUUAAAGCCUGCCGAACCAGAACGCCAAACGAGACGAAUAGGGCAGUCUGUUAUUUACUGUGAGCAGCGCCCUACAAAUAAGUGAAAAUCAAUACGAUUAUACAGCUCAAACCAAGUAGAGAAGUGGAUGGGCAAAUCUGAGGAUAAUUAAACCGAAGCAGCGGCAGUCGCUCAGAUCAUUAGGGAGGAGAGAACCUGCGUGGCGUGUAAUUUGAUCCUGUAAAUCUCGUCAAGAUUAAAAUAAAAUCACAGCCAUAAAAAUGUACGGAUUUGUGAAUUAUGCACUGGAGCUGCUAGUACUCAAAAACUUUGGGAUAGACAUAUGGGAACAAAUAAAGAAAAGGGCUCAGGUCAACAUGGAGGGACAGUUUCUUGUCCGCCAGAUCUACGAAGAUGACAUCACGUACAACCUGAUAGAGGCCGCGGUGGAUAUUUUAAAUAUCCCCGCCGGUGACAUCCUGGAGCUGUUCGGGAAGACCUUCUUUGAAUUCUGCCAAGACUCGGGAUACGACAAGAUCCUUCAGGUGCUCGGAGCAACGCCUCGGGAUUUCCUGCAAAAUUUGGACGCUUUGCACGACCAUCUCGGCACGCUCUAUCCCGGUAUGCGUGCCCCGUCCUUCCGGUGUACGGAAACGGACGGUCAACUGGUGCUGCACUACUACUCCGAGCGGCCCGGCCUGGAGCACAUAGUGAUAGGGAUUGUCAAAGCCGUCGCAUCGAAACUGCACGGAGUCGACGUGGAGAUCAAGAUCAUCCGCCGGAAGGGUGAUCCCAUUGAAGUGCCCACCUCCAAGCCCGAGGACAAGCUGAAGUCACCUCCCGCUGCGCCUCCUCCAGCGGUGCCGGUUGUACCAAAACCAGUUCCUAUCAUCACUUCAGCCGAUCCGGCCGUGCCAGAGCUGGCAAACCUAGGUCUAUGUAAACGAAUACUAAUGUCUAAAACGUACGGUGAAUCUUAUCUAUCGAAUAGACUGAAUAAUUUAGCAACCUCCAAAAGCUCGACCACGCUUGCACACCGAACCGACCCUACGUCUUGCAAUGGCAAUAAACCUAGCUUAAGUAGUAGUCAAAACGGAAGCAAUAGUAGACUGUUUUUCGAUGAUAGCCAAUCGACCACUAGUAGUAACGACACCAAUAAUUGUGAUAGCAAUCAGCCCACGACGGCAAAGGUCCCGCAGAUGGUCGAACGGUCCGAUCACAUACAGUUUCUGAUCACUGAGAUCUCCGCUCCGAAGACGCCCACCCGGAGGAGCGAGGACAAGGAACAACAAGCCGACUACCAGCUGGUCGCAAAAGAACCAAUGAUCUCGCCGACGACCUUCUGCAAGGUUUUCCCCUUCCAUCUGAUGUUCAAUCGGGACCUGAUCGUCGUACAGGCUGGCAAAUCCGUUUCCCGGGUCAUACCCAAAAUCUCCGAGCAAAACUGCCCCCUGCUGACGAUCUUCGAAGCGAUCCGACCGCACCUGGAGCUAAGCUUCGGCAACAUCCUGGCACACAUCAACACAAUCUACGUGCUCAAGACCAAAGCGGGCGUGAUGGCUAUUAGUGAGAGAUACCUAAGACUGAAGGGUCAAAUGAUGUACAUCCCGGAAUCGGACCUGAUUCUGUUCCAAUGCUACCCAAGCGUAAUGAACCUGGACGAUCUGACCAAGAAAGGCCUUCACAUAUCGGACAUCCCGCUGCACGACGCCUCCCGGGACCUGGUGCUGCUGUCCGAAAAGUUCGAAGCCGAAUACAAACUGACCACGAACCUGGAAAUCCUUACCGACCGACUUCAGCAAACCUACCGGGACCUGGAAAGCGAAAAGCAGAAAACCGACCGGCUUCUGUAUUCAGUUCUCCCGAAAACCGUGGCCAACGAGCUGCGACAUCAGCGGCCGGUGGCCCCCAAGCGGUACGAAGGCGUCACGUUGAUGUUCUCCGGUAUCGUCGGCUUCGGGCAGUACUGUUCGGCCAACACCGACGCCGACGGAGCGAUGAAGAUCGUCAAGAUGCUCAACGAGCUGUACACGUGCUUCGACGAGUUGACCGAUUCGAAGAGCAAUUCCAACAUCUACAAGGUGGAAACGGUGGGCGACAAGUAUAUGGCCGUUUCGGGACUGCCGGACGAGUGCGAGAAUCAUGCCAAGUGUAUAGCGCGACUUGCGUUGGACAUGAUGGAUAUGGCGCGGAACGUCAAGAUGGGAUCGGAAGCGGUGCAAAUCACCAUCGGAAUCCACUCGGGCGAGGUCGUCACCGGAGUCAUCGGCAACCGGAUGCCCCGGUACUGCCUAUUUGGCAACACGGUCAACCUGACGAGUCGCACGGAAACGACCGGCAUCCCCGGGCGGAUCAACAUCAGUGAAACGACAUACAAACUCCUCUGCGAGCCAGUCAACCAGGACCCCUCGUUCCACCUCGAAUACCGCGGACCCGUGGUAAUGAAAGGCAAACCGGAACCGAUGGACUGCUGGUUCGUCACCCGGGAGAUACCCAACAGCAAUGGGCAACCACCGCCACCGGGGAGCACCCCAUCACCCACGGGCACCAAAAAGUAGAAACCCCAUUUUUCCCGUUUGCCACCUUUCGGCACAGCCAUCUUAGUGCGAAUAUGAGAUAACCGAAAACAAAACAAAAUCCUAACAAAGUAAACCAAACAAAAUACAGUGAGAUUUAACUAAGAUUCGAUUACUUGCAAGAAUCCAAAUCCGUAGUGAGAACUAGUAGCUCGAGUAGAUUAUUUCUAUUGAAAAGUAAGACCGAACAGUAGCCAAACAAAAAUACAAAGAGAAGAAUAUUUAUCUAACAAAACAAAAACUUUCAAACCAAGCCAAACAUGACGAAAAAUAAUUGCUUUGCGAAAAAACAGAAAAUACGCGAUUAGAUGUUGUAAUUCACCUAUUAAACAAAUCGAGUAAAGUAAACCAAAAAAAAAAUCAAAGUAGAACAAACAGAAAAACUGUAGAUUCUUCAAUUUAAAAAUUGAACCCUGAUCAAAGCCAUUUCUAAACUUGUAGAUGCGAAUGAGGCAAGACACCGUUGUUACCUAAAGCUUUGUCCUAUUAGUAGACCUGUUUUGUAUUGUUUUUUAAUUGACGGAUAUUUUUGUAACAUGAAAGUUAGAUUUUUACGGCAAACCAGCGGAUGACUCUUUCCUAACAAACCUACCGCAGGCGAUGAGAUGAUAUUAGAUGGAUUAUUUUGUUGUUGAAAGUAUUAUCGUUGAAAUGAGAUAUGUUGUCCUAACCGGGCUGAAGGGGUGGUUAGAUUAAAUCGACGGAGCCCGUACUUACUUACUACUUUGGCCAACAAAUAAGUAACUACAUAAACACACAAAAUAAGAAAUAAUCAAAACAUGAAUGGAUACAUCUAUCUAGCAGUGAACUUUGCGUGUCAUUUGAAACAGUGGAAAACAGUGUUGGAUCGGUAAGAAGCGGAUUAAACAAGCCCACAACAGCUCGAAUACAUAUGAUGUGAACCAA